AUGAUUCGAAGCCCGUUAUUGGAAGAAUUCAGAAAUAACAAGAGCCGAAAAUACGAAAUCAAGGAUAUUGUAUAUCAUAUUGUUGAGUUUAGUGGUGAUCAGCAUGGUUCGCGAUUCAUUCAACAAAAGUUGGAGACGGCCACCAGCGAUGAGAAGCAGCUCGUAUUUGAAGAGAUUCUGCCCAACUGCCUGCAACUAAUGACAGACGUGUUUGGUAACUACGUUAUCCAAAAAUUUUUUGAACACGGAAAUCAAGCCCAGAAAACCAUUCUCGCCAAGCACAUGGAAGGUCAUGUUCUGUCGUUGUCCUUGCAAAUGUACGGCUGUCGCGUGGUUCAAAAGGCUCUUGAACACGUUCUCAUCGAUCAACAAGCUGCCUUGAUUCGAGAACUUGAAGGCAACGUCUUGAAAUGUGUCAAAGAUCAGAACGGUAACCACGUCGUUCAAAAGGCCAUUGAGCGUGUCCCGCCGCAGCACAUCCAAUUUAUCAUUGACACAUUCAAGGGUCAAGUCUACACGCUUGCCACACAUCCGUACGGCUGUCGUGUCAUUCAGCGCAUGUUCGAGCACUGCUCCGAUAAACAAACCAAUCAUUUAUUGGAUGAGCUUCAUCAUUGCUCGGCGCAGCUGAUUCAAGAUCAGUACGGCAACUAUGUCAUUCAGCAUAUUCUCGAACACGGAAAACCAAAAGACCGCGAGUUGAUUAUUAGCAAAGUGCGCGGCCAGUGUCUACCACUCAGCAAGCAUAAAUUCGCCAGCAAUGUCGUGGAAAAAUGUGUUGCUUUUGGAUGUAAAAACGAUCGUCAAGCCUUGAUCGAUGAAGUGCUUCAGAUUCGUACUGAUGGAACCUAUUCCCUCAUGUCUAUGAUGAAAGAUCAGUAUGCAAAUUAUGUGGUUCAAAAAAUGCUCGACGUUGUGGAUGGCGAACAAAGAGAGCUUCUGGUGUCCAAAAUCAAGCCUCAUCUUCCUGGAUUGAAGAAAUAUACAUAUGGCAAACAUCUCAUUAAUAGUAAGUAG
Messenger RNA from Radiomyces spectabilis, 1017 nucleotides. Its product is annotated as Pumilio1 in complex with Cyclinb reverse Rna. The transcript has 6 exons. Bases 1 to 1017 code for a protein of 338 amino acids. The record is from RefSeq and is a predicted model, not a curated record. Gene Ontology annotation, molecular function: mRNA 3'-UTR binding. Lineage: Eukaryota; Fungi; Mucoromycota; Mucoromycetes; Mucorales; Radiomycetaceae. Gene Ontology annotation, biological process: nuclear-transcribed mRNA catabolic process, deadenylation-dependent decay. Gene Ontology annotation, cellular component: cytoplasm.